CGUUACUAUGGCAACGCCCUUAUCGGCACGUGAAUAUACCACGCCUCGUUUAUUUUCUCGUGAACGUUACCAUGACAUUGUCAACGUUAUUCCUUGGCCGUGUGUGGAAGUGUAAACGCGAGAUUGAAGUGAAACUGGAAAAAUAUGUUCUGGGGUGUCAGCCCUGCCCUCGAUCUUCAGCAAGAAUACCUCAGAUAUGGCGACGAAAACGCUUAUGAACUUAAUUUCCUCGUCAUCGGAGGAUGCGAUGGUCGGCAUCUAUUGAAAACCAUGGCUCAAGCUUAUCGUCACACCAGGCGUUACAUGAACAUCUUCGUCAUCGAUGGUUGCUCCGAACUCAUCGCCAGGCAACUGCUGCUAAUGUCCCUGGCCUUGGAAAAGACAACAAGGGUAGGCUUACUAGAAAAGACGAGACGAUGGCUGGAGGUCUACGGAAAUAUCCUUCUGAGGCCACCCACAUCCAGAUAUCUUAUAGCAAAAGCUCGUCAACUUGAAAGUAUGAUUACAAACCCAGAUUAUAUGAAUUGCCUGCUGCCCUGCGUUUCGAUCGAUCAAAUGAAAUACAGAGAGCGAGACUAUUUGGAGAGUCUAUUCAACUUUUGGACUACAGGCAAUACGAAUCAGUUCAACGCUGUCGAGCUGUGGGAACACCGGAUAAGACACAGUCUUGGAGUGAGAUAUGACAACAGGGCUGGCGUAUUCGAUUGGGAUUACCACAUGCGUUUGAAAGAGAAUGCUAGUCAGAUAUGCUUUCAAGAGUACAAGCAUUUUAGAGAGCAUGGGGUAGCCUUCACAUGGCUGGAGUCUGAAGUGUGCAGACCGAAUGUGAGUUUGGCAGCGGGCGUGUGUAAAUGCGGCGACAGAUAUCUCCAUCGGGGUUAUCUGGGUGACAUAGUGUCCCCACCUUACGUAGCAUUUGGUUUGGAUUGUGACGAUAAAGACAUGCUGCAGUCGUCGCACGGUACGAAUUACAAAAGGGCGACUGACGUGUCUGAACGUAACGUGAUGCGAAUGUUGUACGAGUUAGAGAAUCGCCAGAAAUUCGACAUUUGCGCUAUGAAUUUGGAGAAAGAUAAGAAUUUAGGAAUGAUGGUGAUGGGCCAGUUCGACGCGAAGAUGUCUGAAUGUGGCCCGGAGGUACCGCUGCUCCUUCGCGAAGAUCGGAAUACUUAUCUAGACGUGGAUUAUGGCAAGAUCCACUUUUUGUCACUUUCAGCUUUGGAGCACUAUCCUCAUAAGCCACAGUUCCAAGGUUUGUUUCAUGGGGUGUAUCUUGGACAUAAUAUGGUAUCACGCCUACGACCGAGCGUCUGGUCGAUGGCUCGCGAUGACGCUAUAGUGAUCAUGGAGUCACGCAACCACAUGGUAGAACUGAAGAGGGAUGAUGUGAAGGCAUAUGGAGACCAGAUCGCGCAAGUAGCCACUGCUGCUCAAUGCGAAAAAGUAUGCUCUUUCGACCCGGAGAAUGACGAUUUUGCCAAAUUUUUAAUUAAAAGGAGAAGUGAAAGUGCUGAAGUAACCGUUUAAACAAUAAAAAAAGCUAUAAUAAUUGAAAUGUGCACCAGUCGUUUAAAUUUUCCUGUUUUUUUUUUCAUAAAAAUACAAAUU
Molecule: messenger RNA, 1608 nt
Organism: Chilo suppressalis (striped riceborer)
Lineage: Eukaryota; Metazoa; Arthropoda; Insecta; Lepidoptera; Crambidae
Source: the annotation of a GenBank genome assembly